AUGUACGAAGCGUUCCUGGAAGAAGUGCCUCUCCUCGCCUCCCUGAAGUCCUACGAACGUGCCAAGAUCGCCGACGCCCUCGACACUGUCAAGCACCCCGCGGGCGCCGUCAUCAUCCGCGAAGGUGACCCGGGCAACACCUUCUUCCUUCUCGAGGCGGGCGAGGCGGCCGCCUUCAAGCAUGGUAUUGCUUCCGGUGCUCCCGUGAAGCGCUACAAGCGCGGCGACUACUUUGGUGAGCUGGCCCUGUUGGACGAGAAGCCGCGCGCCGCGAGUGUGGUAGCCGUGACGGAUGUGAAGGUUGCGCAGCUGGGGCGGGACGGGUUUAAGAGAUUGCUGGGCCCUGUGGAGGAUAUUAUGCGCAGGGCGGAGUAUGGGACUGCCACUACGACGGAUAGGGCCAUGAAUGAUACCGUUACAGGUACCCCUACCGCCGCCUCCGCAUAG
Messenger RNA from Histoplasma mississippiense, 447 nucleotides. Its product is annotated as cAMP-dependent protein kinase regulatory subunit. The coding region runs from base 1 to 447 and encodes 148 amino acids. Gene Ontology annotation, cellular component: nucleus. Lineage: Eukaryota; Fungi; Ascomycota; Eurotiomycetes; Onygenales; Ajellomycetaceae. The transcript has a single exon. The record is from RefSeq and is a predicted model, not a curated record.